This is a messenger RNA of Salarias fasciatus (jewelled blenny), 6801 nucleotides long. RefSeq names its product nucleoporin 214 (gene nup214). Lineage: Eukaryota; Metazoa; Chordata; Actinopteri; Blenniiformes; Blenniidae. Gene Ontology annotation, cellular component: nuclear pore. The coding region runs from base 112 to 6084 and encodes 1990 amino acids. Gene Ontology annotation, biological process: RNA export from nucleus; protein import into nucleus. The transcript is spliced from 37 exons. Gene Ontology annotation, molecular function: structural constituent of nuclear pore; protein binding. The record is from RefSeq and is a predicted model, not a curated record.
ACGUCACAUCGCGCCGCGCGGCUUGUAAACAGCCUCAUGUGGCUAAAGAAAACUUUCUUCACGUUACACUCUGCCAGGGCGUGAAAACCGCAACACUUACCAUUUUUCAUAAUGAGUGACGAUACGGACUCCCCUCCCGAGAGGGAAAUGAAGGAUUUUCAGUUUCGUCAGAUGAAGAAAACCAGAGUCUUUGAGCCAGGUGAAGAAAUGCCCAAAGAUAGAUCGAGUCUACUUACCAUCUCCAACAAAUUCGGGUUAACCUUUGUGGGACUUGACAAAACAUUCAAAGUCUACCUGACUAAAGACAUUCUGGCUGCAGAUAAGGUUGAUGGCAACUCUAAUCAAAUAGUCAAAGAUGUACCAGCAGUGGCUGAGGUGACUGUGGAGCUGGCUUUGCACCACCUGGCUCUGAGCUGCGAUGAGCUCACUUUGUCAGUCUGUGGUAUGUCUGAGGAAUCAGCUUUGUCCUUCACCUUUUACGAUGUCCGCACCCUCAUGAACAAGUUGAGACCGCAGAAGUUACCGUUUGCGUCCCUGCAGCCUUCAGUAGCCCCUGGUACUUCAGUCCAGGACCUGAAGUGGAAUCCCACCCAGGUGUCCAUGUUAGCGUCGUGUCUGUCUGAUGGCAGCAUGAUGAUUUUGGAAGUUACUGAUGUUGUGAAAGUUCAGGCUGAACUCCCUGCUUCAAGCGGCAUCACUUGCAUUUGCUGGAGCCCCAAAGGAAAACAAGUGGCUGCGGGAAAAAUGGAUGCCACAGUCACUCAGUACACACCAGCGCUAGAGGAAAAAAAGGUUAUUCAGUGCCCUCACUUCUACACCAGUGAUGAACCUGUCAAAGCUCUGGAUGUCCUGUGGCUGAGGACUUUCGUGUUUGCUGUGGUAUAUGCUGCUGCAGAUGGGUCUCUGGAGACCCCUCCGGAGCUAGUAUUGAUCUCCCUCCCUAAAAAAGAUGAGAAAGUGGACACAAAGUAUCUCAACUUUGGCGACAGUGUGUACGGGAGCUGCACUGAGCGACAGCAUCACUACUUCCUCAGUCAUGUGGAGGACUGGGACCUUGUGUUUGCGGCAUCAGCAGCGUCUAUCGAGGUCAGCGUCAUCGCCAGACAGGAUGACAAGAUGUGGGAACUUUGGAUCUUGGAGGACGCAAGUCGAGCUGAGCUUCCAGUGACUGAGACAAAUGAAGACACUUUGCCCCUUGGCUUAGCGAUAGACUACACCAGCCAGCAGGAAAUCCACAUCAGUGAUGAGAAGACCCUGCCACCGGCUCCCACAAUGCUGAUGCUGUCCACUGAGGGACUGCUCUGCCCCUUCGCACUGCUGAACCUCAAUCCUGGGGUCAAACAGCUGGUGGCACCUCCGGCCACCCUUACGCUGGAGGGAGAGAGGCUGCCCAAGCCAGGUUCUGUGACAACCCAGGCACCCAAAAUCGCUGCCUCCCUCCCAUCAGCUCCAGCAGCUUUCCCAAACCUCAGCUUUACUCCAGCAGCUGCCUCCAGUUCUCCAACUCCUGCUGCCCCUCCCUCUACCGCCCCAUUCAGCCUCGGUCCUCCAGCUCCCGCUUCGUCGUCGUCCACCUCAUCGGGCUUCAGUUUUUCCCUCCCAGCGAGCUCCUCCACCUCGGCGCCCUCAGCUUUUUCCCUGGGCGGAUCCGCACCUUUUGGUUCAGGGUCCUCAAGCUUCUCUUUUGCUUCCAAGCCUCCGUCUGAAACUCCAUCUGCGCCUUCAGCAUUUUCCUUCAACAGCAUUUCCAUCAAGCCGUCACCAGUGGUAGCUCCAGCUCCUGCUGCAGCUCCUUCACCAGUUCCAGCUCCUCAGAGCCUCGCUGCUCCCUCUCCACCUACAGUCAAGCUGAAUCUCAGUGAAAGGUUUUCAGCUGUGGAGCCUCCCGCUCCAGCUUUCUCCUUCGCUCAGUCACUGCCUAAAACAGUUGUUCCCAGCUCCAGCGCUCUGACUGCUCCUGCUGCUUCCACCCCAAAACCCCCAGCAGCUUUAGCUCCAGUUCAGACCAGCACGCCUCUCGCCGCAAUCCAGAAACCUGCUCCUGCUGCCCAGAGCCGCAGCCAACCUCCACAGGCAGCUGUUAGUGUGAAGACCCUGGAGAAGCAACUGCAGCAGAAGAAAGACUCCGAUCCCAUUAUGGCGGGUAUAUUGGAGGAGAUUGCCCAUUUCCAGAAGGAAUUGGAUGAUCUGAAGGCGCGGAGCGCAAAAGCGGACUUUAAGAUCGGCACUAACGAGGAGAUGAAGGAGUUGAGGAAAGAGUCGGAGGACCUUCACGUUUUCACCUUGGAGAUCAAGGAAACUACAGAGUCUCUUCAUGGGGACAUCGGCACUCUCAAGACCACGACACUUGAGGGUUUUGCAGGGGCGGAGGAAGCCAAGACCCAGAAUGAGCUGAGCAAGGACAGAAGCUACAGGCAGCUGCUGUACAAAAAACCUCUAGACCCUCGCAGCGAGGAGCAGCUCAAGGAGAUUCGGAGGCUGUAUCAGUAUGUCAUUUCCGCUGUGGAGGACGUCAAUGAUGUGCUGGAUGUAGAGUGGGAAAAACAUCUGGAGAAAAAGAAGAAGCAAAAACACAUGGUUGUUCCUGGGCGCGAGGGUCUCUUCAAUACGCUGUCCAACAACCUGUAUAUUAUCAACCAAAUGAAGAAGAAACUGGACCAGCUGGUUAAAGAACUCACUUCUCUGCGCCUUUACAGCAAAUCAGCCACUCAAGUCCUUAAUCAAAGCAGUGCUCCAGCACCAGCAGCUGGUCUGGAAAGUGAGCUGGAGUCUUUAAGGGACGCACUGCUGAAAGCCAGGCUGGACACGACUCCUCCAAAGGCCAAAUCUCCACCUGUCAAGAUAUCACCAGUUAAACAAUCCCAGCUGCGCAACUUCCUCUCAAAGGGACAGAUGCCUCCCGUGCGCUCAACUGCUCCAGCCAACCUGUCUCGCUCCGCGUUCCUGUCGCCCAAAUACUACGAGGACUUGGACGACGUGAGCUCCACGUCCUCUCUGUCUCAGUCCCUGGACCCUCACCCAGCCCCCUUGGAGCUGGAAGAAGAGGAACUGCAGCCCCUCCCUCUUCCCAUGACCACUCUGCCUCCGUUGUCCACCCCCCGCCACCCCACAGUGGUGCGAACCCCUUCGAUCCAGCCGGGCUUCGGAGCCAUCCAGUCCACGCCUUUAACCAAAAUUCAUUCAGUACCGGGUGUUGCCUUUGGAAUCAGCCCGAUUGCCAGUCCAGUUCCAACAAACAAGAUCAAUCUCAGUGGUGCUGACAGCACGGCUCUGGCCACAAAGACCGUGAAGCAUGGAGCUCCGCCAACUGAAAGGACUGUCCCGGUCACUAUUCCUGCCCAACAAGCUGCAGCCAGCGCUGCUCUACGCAGGCAGUUGGCCAAUCAGAAGACUGCUGCCAUCAGCACUUCUUUAACGGAGUCUACUUUGAAGACCGUACCGCAGGUGGUCAACGUUCAGGAGCUCAACAACAAAGGGCCAACUGUGUCAGUUUCUCCAGUCAUCGGCUCCUCGGUGGCAGAUCCGACUGCUCAGACCUUUGCCGCGCUUACCUCCAACCAAGCUAAACGAAAUCCAACUCAAGUCAUUCAGAAGAUACCAACUGAAAGUUCUUCCAGCUCACAAUCGGGCUUUGUUUUCAGUCAGUCAUCCAAAACAGACGUCUCUGUGGCUCCAGCGAGCUCAGUGGAGCAAACCAGCAGCAAGGCUUUCUCUUUCACUUCAGGUUCCACAGGCUUCAGUUUCACUUCAGUUACACAAGGAGGUGGGACAACACAAGUGAAAGAUGUAAACAGAUUCUCCUUUGGUGGUGGAAACGGGACGAUGGUCUUUGGACAGGCAGGAGAGGAGCCAUUCACACUGACACCUAAGUCCACCUCCCCUGCUCUUGGCAAUGGAUCUCCCACUCUGCUUCCAAAUACAUCAGUCGAAGCAGCCAAACCAACCGCCGCCUCAGCCCUCCGGACAGAGACGCAGCUCCCGAAGCCAGUAGGAGGAGAGACUCUGGGCAGUUUUUCUGGACUACGUGUGGGUCAAGGAGAAGAAGCUAAAGAUGCUGCAACCAAACCUGCUUCUGCGUUUAGCUUUGGAGAUGCUGGACUUGGCAUUGGAAAGGGGGCAGCGCAGUUUAGCUUCGGUGCAGGUCUUCAGAAGUCUGCGGAGGAUUCCACAGCAGCAGACCUGUCUAAGGGGCCAGCGUCGGGUAGUUUGUUUAAACCUCCGGAACCAAGCACCAGGCCAGCAUUCUCGGUUCCCCAGCCUGUCCCGGCGGCCUCGCCGUUGCCUACAUCCUUCAGCAGUCUUCUUGCAGCCCCUUCAGAGCCAUCAGAGGAACCGAAAGCUGUCCCGCCACCGUCGGAACCGACGCCACCUCCUGAAAAGGAACCUGUGGUCAGCGAGCCUGUCGAGGAGAGCGCCAGUGUUCCUCCAGAACCUGAGCCCACAGUGGAGGUGCCUUCAACAGAGCAAGCAGCGCCGACACCGGCAGAGUCGACACUUUCACCACAGCCGGCCAUAGCUCCUGCUGCUCCAGACCCGCCGCCUGCCGUCCCUGCACCCACCGAGGAGCCAUCUUCAGCACCCGCCAGUGCUCCUUCCACAACAGAAGCCACCCCAGCCUCAUCAACUCCCGCUGCAGAGCCUGGUCCAGCCACUGUUCCCACAGCGCCGGCCUCUCUGGUAGCUCCCACCGCGUUCCAGGUGCCCGCCUCUGAAAAACCUGGCUCCAUUUUCACGCAGUCCACUCCUGUAACAACAGACAGCAGUUCCGUUCAGGUUGCACCAGUUAUCUCCACAGCAGCUCCUGCAGACACCACAUCUGCACCCACCGUUGUCAGCAGUGCAACGACUGCAGCGAGCACUGUGUUCGGCCAGCCGACUGCCCCGCCCGCCUCCUCUGCUGCCGCCCCGGCGUCCGCAGGGUUUGGUUCGGCUGGAUUUGGCGCAUCAACUGGAACUGGUUUUGGCAAAUCUGUUUUUGGCCAAGUGAGUGGCUUCGGUCAGCCCGCAAGCAGCACUGGGACAGCCAGUGGCUUUUCUUUUGGCCAAUCUGCAUUUGGAGCAGCUUCUGGUAGUGCGACUACUGGAGGAGGAGGAGGAGGAGGAGGAGGAGGAGGAGGUCUUUUUGGUGCUCCUACUGCUACCAAUGCAAGUUCCUUCUCAUUUGGAACCAGCAGUGCCAACACAGCUAGUAGCACCGGCACAGGGCUGUUUGGACAAAGCUCAGCUUCAGCUCCAGCAUUUGGUCAGAGCUCAGGAUUUGGUCAAGGAUCUGUUUUUGGGAGUAACACCACCACAUCCUCGGCAUCAGGAUUCAGCUUCGGUCAGUCCUCGGCUUUUGGUUGCUCCUCCGCCACCCCUGUGUUUGGCCAGCAGCAGAGCAGUGGGAGUGUAUUUGGACAGCAGCAGCCGGCAUCUGGUGGGGGUCUGUUCGGUUCCGGGUCAGCCAACACGGCCGGCUCAUCUGCUGGUGGAGGAUUCUUCAGUGGCCUCGGAGGCAAACCGAGUGAGGACGCAGCCAAUAAGAAUCCAUUCGGCACCACUACACCCGCUGGGGGGUUUGGACAGGCUGCUCAAGCAGGUACCAACAGUCUGUUCGGGAAUAGCGGUGCCAAGCCUCUGGGUUUCGGACAGUCCUCCUUUGGGGAGCAGAAGCCCGGAGGCUUCAGUACGGGUGGAGGGAGCGUCGCGUCACAGGGCUUCGGCUCCUUUUCCACACCAACAAAACCAGGUGGUUUUGGGAGCGCUCCAGUGUUUGGGAGUCCUCCUUCCUUUGGUGGCUCGCCAGCAUUUGGCGGCGCAGCAUCAUUUGGCUCAGGCCCUUCUUUCAGUAACGCCAUGGGCUCUACGGCAGGGAAGGUGUUCGGAGAGGGAACGGCGGCCUCCAGCAUGGGAGGGUUUGGGUUCGCCUCACCUCCCAGUGCGCCGUCCUUCGGUGCCCUAGCCAAUCAGAGUGCUCCGUCCUUUGGGAGUCUGGCUCAGCAGGGUCCGGGUUUUGGAGGUCAGCCCAGCAGCUUCUCAAGCUUCGGACAGCAGCCACAAGCUGGAGGAUUCUCUGGAAACACCUUUGGGUCUGCAAACCAAUGAUACCACGUCAUCAAAGCCCUAAUAUCAUCUGCUCAAACAUUUGCCUCCUGGAGAAGCUAGUUUCAUUAAACCUCUGAGCUCCUACUUAGACGCCGGGGCGGCAGCUCGUCCAUCACUCAGCCUCUCAGUGCCACACAGUGGGAGACGGGAGGGCCGGUGUUGCGUUUGUGUCGGAGGGGUAAACAAAGUCACGCAGAAGAUUUCGCUCACAUGCAUUUUCCCUUGCAGAACGUGUAGAUUUCAGAAAUGGUGACAGCUGCAAAGAAUGUAGGAUGCAAAGACCAGUACAUUGCUGUUGUGUCCAGACUGCGCUACAGUUUUGUAUCCUCUUCUGUUUUGUAAUCGUAUCCAUGAUUUGCAGUGAUGUUGCUUUGUGUGUUCAUUUUUUUUUUUUUUUAGAGAGAUUUUAAAUUUUACUGUGCGCCUUGAAACAUGCAGAUGUGACAACUUUUUUUAAACAUUUUCACACAUCAAACCAUGUGAAAUUUUACUCUCAGAUUUGCUGUUUAAUAAAACUGAACCCAUUUUCUAGAAGUCUCUAUAUAAAGGAUGUACACCGAGAAUGUUCAAGGUUAGCCAUGUUUUGGAUUCUAAUAAAAAUGCUGUAGUUCAGAUUUUGAAGAGGAGUCACAGCUUUUUUUUAUGCUUCGUUCAGGAAAUUCAUCUGUUGAUGUAUAUUUUUACACCAAAAAAGCUAAAAUAAAUCGAUUUCCCCAA